UUCACUGUUUUCACAUUUCGGAGAGACAGCUUCUUUAUGGCCUCUAUUGUAUCGGUAAUCUGGACUUGUUAAAUAUAGUGUGUGUGUGUGAUAGAGAAAAAGAAGGCCAGUAUAGCCUAAAGAGUAUGCGUAAUUGUGUAGCCUAUGUGGUCAGUGGUACAAACCACAAAGUCUCGUGUUAUGUAACUACAGGCCCAAAUAUAACUUUACGUACACUUAGACAUGCAUGGAUGUGUAUGGGGUUGAUAUUUGGGUAUAUUCAAUCGAUGUCAUUACCAUUUCUUUGGAAAUAAACUCAUUUUCAGAAACAGCCUAAUUACUUGACGGGAGAAGUCAGCUGUGCGCACUCGUGCGACAAGUUUUGAUUACGCCAAGUCCUGAAGUGACAACUUUAUAGCCAAACAAAUCAAAGUCAUCAAUUAAAACAUUGAAAGUAAUCAAACAACUCUACGCAAGAAUGACGACGAUGUGCAAGAACAUCGUAAUAUUUGCGUUGAUAUCCGUGCACAUCCAGUUCUCACGUUCUUUGGGUGACUGCACCAUAUACAAUUUCUCCAUAUGCUGGUUGCUGAAGGACACAAACGCUACACCUACUGCCAGACCAAAUAUCAGUGCGUGGCUGAAUGAAGCUGAACUGAUGUCCAUUGGGAAGUUCGGAAAAUUUAACUCUCUCACCGUCCAAACAUCCGAGCGGCACUCUCUCAAACUUCAGUAUGGAGACCUUGCGCGAACUUGGACAUUUUCUGUCAGUGACAGCUUACAUACCAUAGAGCUCCAAAGUAUAGAUUCUGCAAUAGAGGAAACACCCAAUGAAUUUUCAGUGGAUGCAUUCAGUGUCUUUUCACCCGAGCAAUUUUUUGCAUGUGAGAAAGACCCUCUAUAUCUCCAUCAAAGUGAAGACUUCAUUCUGAUGUUGGGCCACACCACUCGCUUUCCUCUGAAACUGGAGUCCCACAGCUCCUACAUGUUGCUCGUGUCCUGGAGAGACACACACGACCCCACGCCCCCUCUUCCUCAGACCCACCAUCACUCCUCUGUCUCCAUCUACCACCGGGAGCUGGGGGCCUACACUACACUCAGUGUGGACACCACAGACGCUCAGUACUACCGCUUCAGCAGUCUCCAGGGAUGCAUGCCCUAUGUGGCUUGCCACGAGCUGCCGGCGAGACCCUCGGUCACCUGUCUGUCCACCAUCACAGAUCCAGAUGUGCCCAGAAACUUCCAGGUGACCUCGUGGAACACCAGUCAGGUGACCGUGUCCUGGCACUGCCCCAGGAACAAUAAGUUCUCUCUCUUCCUGCUCACAAUGCUACACCUCAAUGGCACAGACCACGUGGUCGAGGAGACAGUCUACCGGCACACGCGGCAGCCGCUCAUCUUCACCGCGUCCGACCUGCCACCGUGCAGCCGCGUUCAAUUCGGCCUCCAGACGGUAUGUGUGUCCGGCAUAGAGUCCCGCACCAGCAAGACCGUGAUGAUUGACGGGAACUCUGCCCAUUCUUCAAUCCAAAGCAUCCGUCAGUCUUCUGCGGGCCCAGACACCUACACUUUGAGCUGGUCGGUCAUGGAUGCCUCACUGAUCGCAGUGUUCAAAGUGUACCACCAGGGGGCACUGCAGGCCUCCACGUUCCUUACCACCCACUCGGUGGUGGGUCUGGUCCCAUGUCAGCACUACGCGGCCAGGGUGGAGGCUGUGUGUGGCGAGAGCAUCGUCAUGAAUGUGAAAACCCUUCAGACACACACAGGUCCCAGGGUUGUGUCUGACUUGCGCUAUCAAGCGGAAGACUCCAUCGCUCUGUGGAGCAGCCCCUCCAGCCCCGGCGGGGCCUUCAGUUACAGUCUCACCCUCGAGGAUGGCUCGCCGGUCAGGAGCGGACGCCUUCGAGAGCCCCUGCUCUCUCUGGGGCAUCUGCCCCCGGGCCUGCCCUACGUGCUGGAGGUGUGGGAGGAGUGCCACGGGUGGGAGUCCCCCAGCAGGGUGGUGCUGUGCUUCGACGCACGGAAAGCGCCAGAGGUGGAUGUCCGUCAGACUGACAAGGCCCUACUAAUGGGGAAUGGAGACAUGACAGCUGAUGACUUUAUGAGGUCUUCUCUGGCCAUGAUUGUACCUUGGAGGCUGCCUCCCGAGUUAGAGGACCCAAAGUCACCACCACGACUUCAGCUGAAGCGCAUCGUCAUAAACAAAAUCUCAGAGCUUGUCAAAGACUUCCCCCACCCUGAAAGUGUUGAUGCUUUGACAUUUGAAGACUAUGGAAAUGGAACACAGACGAAAAUCGGUUUUGUGAUGAGGAAGGCCUCUGUUAAAGAGGCAAGGGUUCCAUCCUCUUCAGCUGAAAUGCUAACAUUUAUCCGGUCUCAUUCACAAACUGGAAUUACAGUCAAUGAUGACAUUAUCUACUGGGAUGACCCGGAUGAGUGUUCCAUGCUUGAGCUAAACCAGUGCACUCCUCACUCUGUGUGCAUCAAUACCUUGGAUUCCUACACCUGUGUCUGUCAAAGCGGCUACUAUGAUAUCAGUCCCUUCCUAAGUCCAACCACAGCAUGCCGUGAGAAGGGCUUGUUCACACAGUGCUCACAAGAUUUCAUCACGGGCAGUGUUGCCAAGGCACAUCUGGUGGACUACUUAGGGGGCAACGUAACCGUGGUCCUGAAUGACGGGCAAUGCCCCGUUUCAGAGAGUGGGACCCUAUACUACUUCAGGGCAUCGCACCACCCCAGUCACUGUGGCACCAGAAUAGUGGUGAACAGGACCCACACUGAGUUCAUGAAUGUGCUGACGGUGACACUGAGCAGAGAGAUGGUCAUUACUCGGCGAGACCUGAAGGUGGUCUGGAAGUGUAUCUACCCCACGAGCUACCUCCACAACACCGAGAUGAAUGUCCACCUGGAGUGGGUGCCCUCUUACACACUGGUAGAAUCCAACUCCUCUCAUAUCCUGGAGGUUGUCAUGGCCUUGUACAAGGAUGACUCGUUUACGGACAACUACACAAAUGCCGUCACCCUCUAUCCGGACGACUUCCUGUAUUUGGAGGUGAUCCUGAACGCACACAACACCUUUGCAUCUGAUCUACUUCUGGAAGUGGUGACGUGCUGGGCAACAGAGAGCAGCAACCCUCUGGACAAAACCCAGGGUAUACUACUCAGAGAUGGGUGCCCAGUUGACAGAACAUUUAUGUGGCUAUCAGAAAAUGGCAUGGCACAGAUGACUCGGUUCUCUGUCCAGAUGUUUUCUAUGCCGGCUGGACUGCCAUUCUACAUCCACUGCCUCACCAGAGUCUGUGCCCCAGAUGAAAACUGUACCACGACUUGCCCUGCCAAGAUGUCAUCCAAAGUCCGCAGGGAUCUACGCCAGACUCCAUCGACUGUCGUAUCUGCUGGGCCGUUGUUGGUUGGUAACAUCUCGUCAACUCGCAGCACACACUCAAAAUGGAAGGAGGUUGCGAUGCUUGUGACAAUACUUGGAGGAAGUAUAGGCUUUCUGGUGUUGACCCUCUUAGUUGUAACUGCAGUGAAAACACUUCUAAACCACUCUGGCAGAGUGCAAUAA
Alosa alosa (allis shad) is the source of this 3547-nucleotide messenger RNA. RefSeq lists its product as uncharacterized. The transcript has 18 exons. Lineage: Eukaryota; Metazoa; Chordata; Actinopteri; Clupeiformes; Clupeidae. Gene Ontology annotation, biological process: neutrophil migration. Gene Ontology annotation, molecular function: calcium ion binding; protein binding. Gene Ontology annotation, cellular component: cell surface; apical plasma membrane. The coding region runs from base 458 to 3547 and encodes 1029 amino acids. The record is from RefSeq and is a predicted model, not a curated record.